Daucus carota subsp. sativus is the source of this 2448-nucleotide messenger RNA. Its product is annotated as DNA replication licensing factor MCM7. The transcript has 15 exons. Gene Ontology annotation, biological process: DNA strand elongation involved in DNA replication; DNA replication; double-strand break repair via break-induced replication. Lineage: Eukaryota; Viridiplantae; Streptophyta; Magnoliopsida; Apiales; Apiaceae. The coding region runs from base 130 to 2292 and encodes 720 amino acids. The record is from RefSeq and is a predicted model, not a curated record. Gene Ontology annotation, cellular component: MCM complex; nucleus. Gene Ontology annotation, molecular function: single-stranded DNA helicase activity; single-stranded DNA binding; ATP hydrolysis activity.
GCGCCAAAAAGGGCGAAGAAGAGAGUGUACAAUCCACAAAACAAGUCUCCUUUUAACCCCAAACUAAACAAAGCGCUCGUCUUUCUCACUCAUCUUUCUCUAUCUUAAUUUGCUGCUGCUGCUGUUGCAAUGGAUUCCAAUCGUGCCGAUUUUACUCAAGACAUCGAAAUUGCAAAAGAUUUUCUCUCCAACUACGCCGAUCUCAACGGUGACGCCAAAUACAUUGCUCUCCUUCAAGAUGUUGCUAACCGCAAGACCAAAGCAAUUGAAAUCGAUAUUGAAGACUUGUUCAAUUACAAAGAUUUGGAUGAGGAAUUUGUUAGGCGAGUGACGGAGAAUACCAAGAGGUAUAUUGGUAUUUUUGCAGAAGCUAUUGAUGGGCUGAUGCCAGAUCCAACAGAAGCUUUUCCGGAUGAUGAUCAUGAUAUCUUAAUGACACAAAGGACUGAGGAAGAGCCUGAUGGAUCGGAAAAAGUGGAUUCUAAACAGAGGAUGCCUCCGGAAAUUAAACGCUUUUAUGAGGUGUACAUUAAAGCUUCUACAAAGGUGCAACCUUUUACAAUCAGGGAGGUGAAAGCUUCAAAUAUAGGGCAGCUUGUAAAGUUAGCUGGUAUCGUAACACGUUGUUCAGAUGUCAAGCCCUUAAUGCAGGUGGCAGUGUAUACAUGCGAAGAAUGUGGAUUUGAAAUCUACCAGGAGGUAACUGCUCGAGUCUUUAUGCCACUAUUUGAGUGUCCUUCCAGUAGAUGUCGCAUAAACAAUGCGAAAGGAAAUCUCAUACUCCAACUCAGAGCAUCAAAGUUUUUGAAGUUUCAGGAGGCAAAGAUGCAGGAGUUGGCAGAGCAUGUCCCAAAGGGCCACAUCCCAAGAACAAUGAGCGUUCAUCUUAAAGGAGAACUUACACGAAAGGUAGCACCUGGUGAUGUUGUGGAGUUAUCAGGAAUUUUUCUCCCUAUACCUUACACUGGAUUUAAAGCAAUGCGGGCAGGUUUAGUUGCAGACACAUACUUGGAGGUUAUGUCUGUCUCCCAUUUCAAGAAAAAAUAUGAGGACUAUGAACUUGAAGGGGAUGAAGAGGAAAAGAUUGCACGUCUUGCUGAAGAUGGUGAUAUAUAUAAUAAGUUAUCUCGUUCUUUAGCACCUGAAAUAUAUGGGCAUGAAGAUAUCAAAAAAGCUCUUCUUCUACUCUUAGUAGGUGCUCCGCAUAGAACACUGAAAGAUGGGAUGAAGAUACGAGGAGAUCUACAUAUUUGUUUAAUGGGGGACCCUGGUGUUGCAAAAAGUCAGCUUCUUAAGCACAUUAUAAACGUUGCUCCCAGGGGUGUAUAUACUACAGGAAAAGGAAGCAGUGGAGUUGGUCUAACAGCUGCUGUUCAGAGGGAUCCAGUAACAAAUGAGAUGGUCUUGGAAGGAGGAGCGUUGGUAUUAGCAGAUAUGGGUAUUUGUGCUAUUGAUGAGUUUGACAAGAUGGACGAUUCUGAUCGAACAGCAAUACAUGAAGUAAUGGAGCAGCAGACUGUUAGCAUUGCAAAGGCUGGGAUUACUACAUCCUUGAAUGCAAGAACUGCCGUCCUCGCUGCUGCUAAUCCUGCCUGGGGAAGAUAUGACAUGCGGAGAACGCCAGCUGAAAAUAUCAACCUGCCUCCUGCCCUGUUAUCUAGGUUUGAUCUUAUGUGGUUGAUCUUAGAUCGUGCUGAUAUGGAUACUGAUCUUGAAUUGGCUAGACAUGUGGUCUACGUCCAUCAAAAUAAAGAAUCUCCUGCUCUUGGGUUCACUCCACUUGAACCUUCUCUUCUUCGGGCAUAUAUCUCAGCUGCACGGAAAGUAUCUCCUUCUGUCCCAAGAGAGCUGGAGGAGUACAUUGCUACGGCCUAUUCCAGCAUUAGACAAGAAGAAGCAAGAUCUAAUACUCCACAUUCCUACACAACCAUCCGAACACUGCUCAGCAUUCUCCGUAUUUCAGCUGCACUAGCACGCCUUCGGUUUUCCGAGACUGUUGCUCAGAGUGAUGUGGAUGAAGCACUUCGAUUGAUGCAAAUGUCAAAAUUCUCCUUGUAUUCAGAUGAUCGGCAAAAGUCCGGUCUGGAUGCUAUCUCUGAUAUAUAUUCGAUCUUGAGAGAUGAAGCUGCCAGGACUAAUAAGAUGGAUGUGAGCUAUGGCCAUGCACUCAAUUGGAUAUCUAGAAAGGGAUACAGUGAAGCUCAACUGAAAGAAUGUUUAGAAGAAUAUGCAGCACUCAAUGUUUGGCAAAUACAUCCCAACACUUUUGAUAUCAGAUUUAUAGAUGCUUGAUGAGUUAUUAUUUGUAAACUAUCAGACAUUGAACGUUGAGAAUUAGUUUAUGAAUCAAACAAACUGCACGAUGUAGAAAAGAUUAAAUGACUUCCGUGACGAGAAUUCUUGACGGGCAGUUUUUGUUGGCAGUUGUAUUGAAUUUAUGUCUUUGUA